AUGGCAUUCUCUCCUUCUUACGGGAGGUUUUGCCCGGUUGAGACACCGAAGGCAUCACCUCGAAAAAUUCUCUCUCGGGACGGGGUUGGAGUUGACCAGUUUGUAGACCGAGAAAGGGAACUUGCGUUCCUCGAAAUGCUGGGUUCGCUCAACAUCGGGCCUUCGAUCUUGGCCUUAUUUCAGAAUG
Molecule: messenger RNA, 187 nt
Organism: Paraglomus occultum
Lineage: Eukaryota; Fungi; Glomeromycota; Glomeromycetes; Paraglomerales; Paraglomeraceae
Source: the annotation of a GenBank genome assembly